Messenger RNA from Betta splendens (Siamese fighting fish), 1368 nucleotides. RefSeq names its product probable fructose-2,6-bisphosphatase TIGAR A. The coding region runs from base 25 to 822 and encodes 265 amino acids. Gene Ontology annotation, molecular function: fructose-2,6-bisphosphate 2-phosphatase activity. NCBI's taxonomy places the organism in Eukaryota, Metazoa, Chordata, Actinopteri, Anabantiformes, Osphronemidae. Gene Ontology annotation, cellular component: cytosol. The record is from RefSeq and is a predicted model, not a curated record. The transcript has 6 exons. Gene Ontology annotation, biological process: fructose 1,6-bisphosphate metabolic process; negative regulation of glycolytic process; regulation of pentose-phosphate shunt.
CGGUGUUAAAGAGCAGCUCAGCUGAUGCGCUGUUACUCCGUCUUUAACCUCAAGAGCAUGAGAACGCUGACGUUUGCUCUCACCCUGGUUCGACACGGGGAAACACAGUAUAACAAAGAAGGCCUGCUACAAGGACAAUCUAUAGAUUUACCCUUGUCUGACACUGGGCUGCAUCAGGCCAAGGCUGCAGGCUGCUACCUCAAGGAUGUGAAGUUCACCAACGUGUUUUCUAGUGAUAUGCUGCGGGUGCAGCAGACUGCUGAGGCCAUAAUGAAGUACAACAACAGCUCCUCUGGUCUUCAAAUAGUGUGUGAGCCUUUACUGAAAGAAAUAAGCUUCGGGGACGCGGAGGGGCGACGGGUGCAGGACGUCAGAGACAUGGCCGAGGCAGCUGGACAGACGUUUCCAGGCUUCACGCCUCCUAAUGGUGAGACUCAGGAGCAGGUGAAGGAGCGCAUCCGGGCGUUCAUGGAGAAGAUGCUCCAGCGAAUGGGUACCGAGCACUGGCAUCGCUCAGAGGAGGGCGGUGGCCCAGCAGGGAGCACUGUGGAGGGGGGGGCGGGCGACGGGCUCGGGGGGGUCCCGGCCCACGCGCUGGUGGCCUCCCACGGGGCCUACAUGUGUGUGGCCGUCCGCUACUUCGUGGAGGAGCUGCGUUGUUCUCUGCCUCAGGGUUGCGACGAAGCCCACGUGUUCUCAUUGAGUCCCAACACGGGUCUGUCUCGGUUUCUAGUGACCCUGAGAAAAGAGGGCGACAACGCGUUCAGGCUGCACAAGAUGCACUGCGUGUUCGUCCACAGGGGGGAACGCACGGAUCAGUAGGAGGAAGUUACUGUGGAUGCAGGGACGGAGGGCGGAGCUGCUCAGACUCAGGUUUACAUUAGACAGAACAACCAUGUGACCUCAGAGUCUCAUCACACUGCUGCUCUCUGGUUGUUCAUUACUGUGACUGUGGGCGGACUCACAAACAGCCACAGCUCUGACGCGUUGGAGAUCCGUAACUUUAAUCACCUCAACAAGCAGCGAUCAGUUGUUCCUCAAUGAGAGAAUGCAAAGUUUUCUUCUUCAGCUGUGAGAGAGCAGCCUGUCGACUUCAAUUUGACUGUAACACAGUAACAUUGUAUCACAUACUGUUUUUGUGCAGUGACUGGGCUGUGUAACAUUUUAUGGCAAAGACAACUUUACACAAUGUCUAAUAAAACUCUGUAACAGCAGAAAUUCAGGUUUCCGCUCUCCACGUCAUGUAUUUAUUUGCUGUGCAAAAUAAGACUUUAUUUGCCCACAUCUACUAUUUGCCAGUUGCAAAACUGUCUUCAUUAUAGUGAUGUAAGAUUGUGUUGAACAUUAAAAGCUGCUGCUGAUCGCUGA